Molecule: messenger RNA, 1902 nt
Organism: Dermacentor andersoni
Lineage: Eukaryota; Metazoa; Arthropoda; Arachnida; Ixodida; Ixodidae
Source: RefSeq, a predicted model, not a curated record
ACUGGCAAGAGGUGAAAACGCUGCUGCAUUAAGCCACACUUGGUGUAGCGUAUAGCGAGCGACUACGCCGUUAAGCAUCCUUAGUGUAGCACGCUUGAUUCCGAUAGUCGAGCGUUCGCAGCCCGAGUGCAAGAAUUUUUUCCUUUCCACCGUAUUUCUUUGUCAGCGCCAGUCGUUCGUCGCCAUUGCGCCCCGAUCGGCGAGGCGAAUCACGGGAACGAUGCACGCAAGUGGUCAAGCGACAAUGUGGGAACGCGGUGUAGUCUACGUCUUCGCUGCUUGUUUUCUCGGUGUGUGUCGGGCGCAGCUCAAGCCCGGCUGCAAGAUAUCUCAACUACAUGCCUGCGGUGAAGACUACCUGGUGUACAGCAACACCACGCACCUGCCGGAGCCACACGAGGACCAGUUCCAGGAAAAUUGCGAGUUGUUCGCCAAGCAGAUCGCCUGCACGAUCGAGUUCUCUGAGAGUUGCCUGGACAAUGUACCACGCGCCGUGGCGCUGGUUGCCAUGGAGGCAGCGGGCGACGACUUCGAGGCUGCCUGCACCGAAGGCACCGAACGGCACGACAUGUACAAGAGCAGCAUCGUGUGCAUGAACGCCGCGGGAACUAGGUUGAACAAGUGCUUCGGCGUGCUUCGCGAUGGCAUGGGCGAGAGCAUCGAUGCACCGGCUGGAAGGACCAUUCACUACGCCUGCUGCGCAUACCAUAACUCUUUGGAGUGCGUAGAGCGGGCCCUAGACGACUGCGAUCCUAACUCUCCGGCCAAGGAGUACGUAUCAAACGUGAUGGAACGCAUCUUCGGGCAAGUGCUGAGUCUCGUGUGCGGACCCUACACCCGGGGUUCAGCCGACUGCCACACGCUGCCCAAACUGCCGCCCAGCACUGGACCGAAAAAGACCAACCUCAUCGAGCUGGCCAUCGAGAUAUCCAACUCGUUCAGAAACAAGAAGAAAAAGAACUAAGAAGCGUAGCCGUGUGUGAUUCAUAUUAUACGUAUUCUACCCAUCAGUCCAUUCUUGCCUUGUUAUUGCUUGUUUGACUGGGAGUACGUGGAUGAAAAGUGUUAGUAUCUGCUGGUUGGAUGCACAUUGUAGGAAAAGUCAACACACUGACCAUUACCACCAGAAGUCGUGUGUCAUGUGUCUUCUUCCCGGAUGCCCAUGUCACUGUUUUUGGCUGGAACCCUAUUCGUGAAACAAGAGAUGGUAGUAGUAGCACUUUCGGUUUCAACCGGCGUUGAACGGUGUAAACAGUUGAACUGUAGAAACGCCCCCGUCGAUGCCUUACCCGACCUUUUGUCACUGAGGAGGAAAAAAGAAAAGCUGGAGCUGUAAUCUGUUCUGCGCGGCAGCUAAUGUCAUUUUAUAUCUCAGCUGUUUGUGCUGUUUUUUCAAGCAUGAAGCCCUACUUCAAGCACUUAAGUUAGAAUUUAUUGGUUGAAGCACGAACAUUACACAGGCGGUGAGAAUCAUUCACCAGCGUUUGUAGUAAUAAAUAUUAUAUGAACAAUUCAUAUUUCCCAUAUUACAUGUUUUCACACUUGCACUCUGGGCAAAUGUAUUGCAAUACACGCGCUAUGUGGCUAACAUUUAUUUUUUUAAUUUAGUGUAUUGGAGAACAUUUUUUGCUUCAAGGUCUUGCAAGGUUGGUAGGAAAAAUACAGCUUUUCAGCUUACUUCUUGCAACUUUUAUAACUUAUGCAACUCAUACGUAUCAAAGUUUGGCAUACAGCAUCCCAGAAACAGAAAAUACAUAUGAAAAAACAACUAGUUGGAGUAAAACACAGUUAAGUUCUUUCUUUUGUUCUAUUGCUUGCUAGCAAAAUAUUCAGUAUCGAUAAAUGAUAUCUACUGUACUGCUUGCAAAUCAGUCAUUAAAACCAUUAAAAUUUUGUGCAGCA